Juglans regia (Persian walnut) is the source of this 2173-nucleotide messenger RNA. RefSeq lists its product as uncharacterized. The coding region runs from base 305 to 1657 and encodes 450 amino acids. Lineage: Eukaryota; Viridiplantae; Streptophyta; Magnoliopsida; Fagales; Juglandaceae. The transcript has 4 exons. The record is from RefSeq and is a predicted model, not a curated record.
GAGCUUGGAGAAACAGAGAUCCGACCAGAACUAGUACCAUUUUGUCUAGGUGAUAUUUGUCUGUUCCUCGUCAUUCCCAUUUUGUCGGUUGUUGCUUUUGUGUCAUUGUGUGUGUAUGAGGGUCAUUGUGCACAAUUUUCCAUCCCAUAGAGGCUGGAAAAGCAUAGGAAACCUCAGAUAUUUGCAAAUCCCAUUCCCAAAACCACCUCCAAUAUCUUGGCCGGGUCUCUAGCAUUAUCGUCCAAAAGGAUAUUUGAUAGUUCUCCAAUCUAUGUAUUAGGAAUUCCAAUUAAGCGCUUGUUUCAUGGCUGAUCUUCAUGUUGUGCACGCAGAAAACCCUCCCGCCCAAACCCCACUUCUCAAUUCAAACCAAAACCACAUUCCUCCCCAAGAACCACGACAGCAACAACAACAACAACAAAACGAAGAGACCCAUUUAGAUCAGACACUCAAAAAGUUGGAAAAGUUUCUCACUUUCCUCGGGUUUAAGCAGUCGUCUUGGAGGAGCUCAGCUCUGUCUUGGACUGCUUUCGUGCUCAUAAGUGUGGCACUCCCUGUUGUGGUGCUCGAGCUCUCCGACUGUUCGGGGUGCGAGAUGUACCAGAUUAAGGCUUUCGAACUGGACAUCGUGGCCUCGCAGGCGUGCCUCGCUGCUGUCUCUUUGCUCUGCAUUUCCCACAAUCUCCGCAAGUAUGGGAUUCGAAAGUUCCUCUUCGUUGACCGAUCCAAUGGCCAAAUGUCACGCUUUCAUGACGUUUACGUUAGGCAGAUUUUGGCUUCUUUGCGCCUCCUCAUAUAUUGGGCACUGCCAUGUGUCGCUCUGAAGACUGCACGGGAAGUCAUCCGCAUGUUGUAUGUAAAUCAUGAAUCAUGGUGGCAGUCAGUUGCUAUUUUAUUAGCUUUGAUUAUACCCUGGACUUAUGUGAGUAUGAUCUCUCUAUCAGCCAGCGUUUUGUUUCAUAUGGUCUGCAAUCUGCAAGUUAUCCACUUUGAUGAUUACGGGAAGCUCUUGGAAAGAGAAUCAGAUGUCUUGGUUUUUAUGGAGGAGCACAUCCGUUUGCGGUAUCAUCUGUCUAAGAUAAGCCAUAGAUUCCGAAUUUAUCUUCUUCUAGGGUUCUUUGUCGUCACAGCAAGUCAAUUUGUGACCCUACUGCGGACCACAGCAUAUAGUGGAAUAAUUACUAUAAUAAAUGGCGGCCAUUUUGCAGUGUCCACAAUUGUUCAGGUUGUUGGGAUUAUUAUUUGCUUGCAUGCAGCCACAAAAAUUUCCCAUAGAGCUCAAGGUAUUGCAUCUCUUGCAAGCAGGUGGCAUGCUUUGCUAACAUGCAGUUCAACAGAUUCAUUGCAUAACAGAGUUUCCAACAAUGUGGGGAACUUGGAGGCUGCAAUUAAUUUGGACUCCAUGGAAAUAAAUUACUCUGAAAGUGAUUUGGACUCGUCGGAUUAUGUUCCAAUUCCUAUUAAUGCUCAACUGGCUUCCUAUAUGUCCUCAUAUCACAAAAGACAAGCCUUUGUAACUUAUUUGCAGACAAAUCCUGGAGGAAUCACGAUAUUUGGUUGGACGGUUGAUAGGGCCCUCCUCAACACACUAUUUUUCAUCGAACUGUCUCUGGUAACCUUUUUGCUCGGCAAGACAGUAGUUUUCACUUCAAACUGAGUAAAGAUUCCAUAACGCCACGGUUGCUCCUCGGAUCUUCCACUCUCGAGUGUCAACAUUAGCGCCAGGAAAGUAGUCGAGGAAACUGUGAAGCCAUUGCAGGGGCUACCUCAGAUCUUCUGGAUAAAGCUUACCUGGUGCUACACAUAGAAUUCCAAAUUUUUGUUGCGAUAUCUUAACAUUCAUCUGAAGUGGUUAAUGCAAAGACCUUGAUCCUUUGGAUGAAACAUGGUGACUGGUGUCAUAGGUAACUACUGUUCAUUAGAGCGAGACAGCCGUUGCCUGUUGGAAUCAUCUCUCUCAAAUUUCUGUUUUGUAAGAUUUGUACUCCCACCAGCACAAAGGUUUCCCUGACCUACCAGAACUCCAACUUCAGACCUGUGAUUUAGGCUUCAGCAUGUCUUUUCAAUUUUAUUUAAUGUAAUAUUUGUUUCUAAAAAUUUAUUCUGUUUCUUGGCUUAAGAAUCGUUUUUUUAUCUUGACUAAAUUCUAAGAGAAUGAUCAGUUUUCACGAAA